Molecule: messenger RNA, 3473 nt
Organism: Diuraphis noxia (Russian wheat aphid)
Lineage: Eukaryota; Metazoa; Arthropoda; Insecta; Hemiptera; Aphididae
Biological process (GO): regulation of transcription by RNA polymerase II
Cellular component (GO): nucleus
Molecular function (GO): DNA binding
Source: RefSeq, a predicted model, not a curated record
UAGUGAACCGUCGUCUGAGUUGGAUAAACAACAGCGCAACGCACAGACAGGACAAGUGAAGAUGGCCGCCACUGAAGCCGGAAGCCCUAGACGACUGGGUCUUAAUCUCAACCUGAGCGUACAACCUCACGCGGCCGCAUAUCACUGGCCACAUUCGACAGUGGCCGAAGACACUUCACCGUCCCGGUCCAAAGGCUGCACGGACGAUGAUGAAGACGACGACGAAGACGAUCAUAACAUGGACGAUCGCGAUAUGGAUGACGAUGACAUCAAUGACUGCCGACAGGAUGAAGAUUGUUCGCCCGAGGAUGAACAAGAUAUUUUGGAAAUGCAGCGCGAAGAACGUGAAACCCUCAAUCAACUCGCCAGACAAUUGGCGUCCGGUUCGCGACUGAUAACUCCUAUGCUUCAGCAUCUCGUGUACCAACACCCUGGACUCUCCGUGCAGCCGUCGCAGAUGCACCAGCAACAACUGCAACUGCAGUUACAGCAGCCGUCUGCCGUGGCCGUGUCCUUGACGACAGCCGCUCUCAACAGACAUGCGACGACGGCCGCUGCUGACUUGUCGCCAAAGUCCAGCCACUCAAGUGACGUUCCGAUGUCUGGCGGACGUUCUGCUGACGUUCAGUCACCGUCCGCGGCCCGGAAUAAUGAAGCCCAGUCAUGGACGUUCGAGGAACAGUUCCGACAGUUAUACUCGGCCGGCAAUGAAUCCGACAGACGGACCUUUUUAGACUCGCUGUUCAGUUUUAUGCAAGAACAAGGAACUCCAAUUAGUCGUCUACCCAUCAUGGCAAAACGCGUUUUGGAUUUGUACACUCUGUAUAAGUUGGUCGUCCAAAGAGGAGGCAUUGUCGCGGUCAUCACCAAGAAAUUGUGGCAGGAGAUCAUCAGAGGCCUAGGACUACCUCCUUCUAUAACGAGUGCUGCAUUCACAUUACGCACACAAUACGUCAAAUACUUAUACGCAUAUGAGUCUCGAAUGAACCAAUUCAGUACGUUGGACGAGCUGAAUAUGGCGAUAGCGGGUAACCGGCGCGAAGGCCGGCGAAACAAGUCGCUCAUGUAUUCGGACAUGCCGCCGCCACCAACCGGACAUCCGCACCACCAUCCCCACAGCCAUCACCAACAAGUACACGGUGGCCACUCGCAUUCAAUGAUGGGUGGAGGUGCCCCGUCACAGCCGUCGUCGCAACAACAACAACAACAACAACAACAGCAGCAGCAGCAGCAACAGCAGCAGCAGCAGUCGCCGUCAUCCCAUCACCAUCACCACUACGCCAACGUGCUGGCCGCCGAGGAUCGGUUUCGGCAUCUUGCCGCCGCCAUCAUCGACAACCACCAUCACGCUGCCGCCGCUGCAGCCGUCGCGGCGGCCGGCGUAGGCGUCGACCAUCCCUGUAGGCUGAGGAUGCAAUCGUGCAGUCCACCGCAGCAUCAGCAACAACAAUUGAAAUUGCAACCGGAAUGCAAGACUUCCGCGGUCGCGUUGCACCAAACGCCCCGAUCGCCGGCCGCCGCCGGACUUCCACCACCGCCACCCAUGCCACCGUCAUCAAUGUUCAACGGCCACCAGCCACCAUCAUACCAACACCUYCAUCAACAGCAGCAACAGCAACAUCAGUCCAACGCCGUYCAGUCCACCAACGAGCAGACAAACAAACAAAGAGAGCUCCUCAGCAUGCUAAUGUGGAUGGACAUAGUCAGAGCGAAUCAAACCGCAAUACCAAGACUACCCAUUUCGAGCUUGCCGUCCAGUCCAUCAGCUGCUGCAGCGGCGGCGGCAGCCGCUUAUACGGCGGCGGCGGCGCUCAACCUAACGCCCACGUACAAGGGACAGCCGAUGACGGUGGCUGUUGUGCCAGAACAGAGCGAAGCGUUGAACUUGGGCAAAAAGAGGACGUCGAACAACAACAACAGCGAAGACGAGGACGUAGACGGUGACGGUUCGGGCGAGUAUGAUGGCAGACGCGAGUCGAUGUCAUCCGCGGCGAAGCGCAUCAAAACGGAACGGUCUUCGCCACCCAUCAGUGGCUGUUCCAGUGAUGACGAGAAGGCCGUGUCAAAGACGAUGAGCAACGGAAGUCCGUCGCCACCGCAACCUUCGGCCGCCGACGAUUCUGAGUACAAAUCUGAUGAGAUGAGGCGCAGCUCUUCACCGAUCGACGAAGACGUGGUCGAGAUGGACAUUAACACGUCGGAUUCGGCUGCAGGUUCGUCCAAAAACAAUGGUUUGGCGAUUUCUGUGACGCGCAGAACUAAAAAYGGCGUGUACAUGGGCCAACUCACCAAGAACAACGCAUUGGUUAAUGGAGGAUUAAACAACAACGUGAAUCCAUUCGUUUUACACCUGAACGGUGAUCUAUACACCGGACAGUUGCAGUUGCAACAGCAGCAGGUGGCCAAUAACUGAAGACGUUAUGUAUCUCUCGCACCAGUUAUCGGCGAAGUGCUCCCGUGCAAAAAUGAGGAAUUCGUCUGAUUAUUAAACGUUAUGUCUAUAUAAUACACAUGUAAUAUAAUAUACAUCGUAUUAUUUUAAUACAAUUCGGACAUAGAAAUAAAGACCCAUUCCGCCAAUGUCURUAUAUAGUAUACACGUCAUCAUAUAAUGAUGAAGGUACAUUGCAACAUUCGAAUAUAAAACGAGAAAUGUUAUAUUCCUUCUUCGUGAUUAGCGUUCGACUGAUUUUAUUUUAGGUGAUAUUAUUUCGACAGCGUAUUGUCGAAAAAUAUCCCACUGUCUACAUAUCGAGUUAUAUCCAUGGCUGAUUUAUGACAUAAUAAUAUUAUUUCGGCCAGUAACUGUGGUAACAACACACAUUCAUUUUGUAACAAUAUUGUCAUAUUAUUAUUGUAAGUUGUAAUAUAAUUCAUUUAUAGUGAAUAAUAAUUUUCUUCCGAUAUAUUUUUUAUACGUGUUUGAGUUUGAGAUAAAUAGAGAGUUUGAUAUUUACACUUUGUAUGAUUCAAUAUAUAUAUUAUAAAGAAAUUGAAAAAAAAAAUGUGAAGUUUGAGUAUAUAAUAUAUUAUAGUAGCAUUUAUAUAGUGCGUAUAGUGUAGUCAUUUUGAAGUUUUUGUACAACUCGUGUUACGUCAAAAGUUUCUUUUUAUAGAUUGAUAAUAAUUGUAUUAUACGGUCUKGUAGGAUUGAGAACUUUUUGUGUGUGCUUAAGUAUAUUGCGUAUAAAUAUAUUUAGAAUGUGUAAACCGAAAUCGGAAAGGUUCGAAAGACUUGUGGACACUUUUGUCCAUAAAAAUUUGAUUGUGAAAGUUUUUUUUUUGUUGACUCAAUUUUGGUCAGCUGUAAGGUUGGUCUGUGACAGAAAUAAGACCUAAAAAAUAAAAACCAUUUUAUAGAAUUGUAAAAAGGAUUCAGUUGAAAAAUAAAUGAAAUCUCGAAGUCAUUCGAAUUUCCGAGAUUUUAUAUAUUUACUUACAUAGUUACAUAAUAUUAUUACUUAAUAAAGGUA